This is a messenger RNA of Hyalella azteca, 2468 nucleotides long. Its product is annotated as sodium-dependent dopamine transporter. The transcript has 14 exons. The coding region runs from base 290 to 2383 and encodes 697 amino acids. NCBI's taxonomy places the organism in Eukaryota, Metazoa, Arthropoda, Malacostraca, Amphipoda, Hyalellidae. Gene Ontology annotation, biological process: sodium ion transmembrane transport; dopamine uptake involved in synaptic transmission. The record is from RefSeq and is a predicted model, not a curated record. Gene Ontology annotation, cellular component: neuronal cell body membrane; neuron projection; presynaptic membrane. Gene Ontology annotation, molecular function: dopamine:sodium symporter activity.
UGUUACAAAGCAGCUCAGGUGCCACGAACAGCUCGGACUGAGCAAGGCUUGGUCCCGAUUGUCUACUGAAGUCAGCUCGGUGCUGGCUUAGUCAAGCUAGGUACACGAAGCUGGGCGUCUUUGUCAGUCAUAUUAGUACUGAAAUACAUGAUAUUCACCGGUUUUCGGUCUAGUCAAGUGAAGUUAUUCACAUUCAUAUUCACUGGCUAAGUGCAGUGAUACAUGAGCAUCGCUGGGAGCUGGUCCCGCCGCGUGCAGUGAUAUAUGAGGCUCACUGUGUCGUGGCCUCAUGACGAGCGGCGGCCGGACGGCCGAGCCUCUGUUACCUGAUGUGGCCCACGAGCCUCUCGUAGCGGCGCCGGGCAACAGAUGUGCUGAAGUGCGUCUCACUCACGGCGGCCGCGCCUUCACUAGGCUAGUCACCCCUGGGCCUCGUGACGAUGGGUACUGCUCAUCAGACUCAACGCCCAAGGGCACAGGGCGAUGUCACUCUGAUCUCACUCUCGUCGGACUCACUCCAAGUCCCCUCGUGGGAGACAAUGAGGAGGCGCAGGCCCUCCAUGAUUCCCCCAUCGAGGCCUCCCCUCACCCCGACAUUCUACAAGGCGAUGGGAAGGCCUCACCAAACCAGCUGGUGCCCCAGGGGAGCAAGUUGCCCCACACAGCAGCCCCACGUGACGCUGAGGACGGCAGGGAGUCGUGGGGCAAAGGCAUGGACUUCCUCCUCUCCAUCAUCGGCUUCGCGGUAGAUCUGGCGAACGUGUGGCGCUUCCCCUUCCUCUGCUACAGAAAUGGUGGAGGCGCGUUCCUACUGCCGUAUUUUUUAAUCACGGUUUUCGGGGCGCUGCCGCUGUUCUUCAUGGAGCUCGUGCUGGGCCAGUACAACAGGCAGGGACCCAUCACCGUCUGGCGCGUGUGUCCGCUCUUCAGAGGAGUGGGUUACUGCGCGGUCCUUGUAGCGUACUUCGUUAGUUUCUACUACAACGUGAUCAUUGCGUGGGCCCUGCACUUUGUGUAUGCCUCCUUCACGUACGAGCUGCCCUGGACCAACUGCAACCACACGUGGAACACGCCCAACUGCUGGGACGGCGUCACCUCCGAGGGGCCAAGACCUAACGACACCAACAUGACAUCGCCUUCAGAAGAGUACUUCAAUUUGGUUGUGCUGCAAAUGGACAAAAGUCUAGGGUUUGAUGACCUGGGGCCGCCCCAGGCGGGCCUCAUCGUUUGUGGGUUCAUCACUUACGUCAUACUAUAUCUCUCACUUUUCAAGGGAGUCAAGUCAUCAGGCAAAGUGGUGUGGGUGACAGCCACCAUGCCAUAUGUCAUCCUCACGUUACUGCUCAUCCGCGGCGCCAUCCUCCCUGGCGCGGCUGACGGGAUCAUCUACUACCUGAAGCCAUCCAUCUCAGCCUUACUCAACUACCAGGUGUGGUACGAGGCUGCGGUACAGGUGUUCUUUUCAGUGGGUGCAGGAUUUGGCGUGCACUUGUCGUACGCGUCGUACAACACCUUCAGCAACAACUGCUACAGGGACUGUCUCAUCACCAGCCUUGUGAACGCCUUCACCAGCUUCUACUCCGGGCUUGUGAUCUUCACUUACCUCGGCUACAUGGCCUUCAAGCAGAAGAUGCACAUCUCUACAGUCGCGACGGAUGGUCCAGGGCUGGUGUUCCAAGUUUAUCCUGAGGCGGUCGCCACGCUGCCCUUCUCUCAAUUCUGGUCCAUACUCUUCUUCCUCAUGCUCAUCAUGCUUGGGCUUGACUCCGGGAUGGGCGGUCUAGAGUGCGUGAUCACUGGGCUGCUGGACGAGCUCAGGGAAACGUUCGGGCGCAAGGUGAUCAGGCGGGAGGUCUUUACUGCCAUCGUCGUCGCCUCGUCCUUCCUGGUGUCCAUCGGCAACUUCUGCCAGGGUGGAAUGUACAUGUUCCAUUGGCUGGACACUUACGCUGCCGGCGUGUCGCUCCUCUCAUCAGCGUUAUUCGAGAGCAUCGGCGUCGCCUGGUUUUAUGGCUUGGACCGCUUUACCGCAGACAUCCGCCACAUGCUUGGGUUCCAGCCAAGUCUCUACUGGAUUAUUUGUUGGAAGUUUAUCUCACCGCUAUUCAUUUUAAUUACGAUUCUGAUGGGAGUUUGGUCGAUGGCGACGAACGCUCUGGAGUACCACGGACUGGUGCUGUACGUUUACCCAGGCUGGGCAGAAGCCAUUGGUUGGUGCAUCACUGCUUCUUCGAUGCUCAUGAUCCCUCUUUGGAUGUUCAUCUCUGUGUUCCGACAGCCACACAGCUCACUCAAGGAGAAAUUCCGCGCCGCCAUCGUACCGCAGGAGAAGAAGGUGUGGAGGUCAGCCUCAGCCGCGGCCACUCCAGCGUUGUCUGAAUGAUCGCCCAAUGAAUCUAUUUCUUGUCAAUCUAAUGGAAAAUAACAUUAAAUUACAUUACAUAACAUUAAAUAAGAAUUAGCAGUUA